UUUUUGUUAUUUUUUCUUUAGUUCUAUAUGAUGCACACUUCCUCUGUCACUCUGAAACUUUUUUGUUGGUAAAUUUCCCUCAAAGAGUCAAUUGGGUUCAUUUCUUUAACUUCCUUAUCAGCUAGAGUUUUCCGGGUCCCCACUACCCAGGCUACCCUCCGGAAGCCUCCGUAAAACCUCGGGAGUCGGGAUCCUCCGCUCAAGAAAAUGACUGCCAAGCACUGCGCCCACCACGACGAGGAGCGGGCGAAGCUCCACCGCCACAUAUUGUACGGCAUCGUCGCCUUCGUCGUCCUCGUCCUCUUCGUCGUCUUUCUCGUCUGGGUCAUCCUCCGCCCCACCAAGCCCCAGUUCGUCCUCCGCGACGCCACCGUCUACUCCUUCAACGUCUCCGCCUCCCCUCCCUUCACCGUCUCCACCUCCAUGCAGAUAACCAUCUCCGCCAAAAACCGCAUGGACCGCGUCGGAAUCUACUACCAGAACCUCGACGUCUACGCCUCCUACCGCAGCCUACAGGUCACGCUCCCGACCAUGCUUCCGGCCACCUACCAGGGCCACAACGACUACACGGUGUGGUCGCCGUUCAUGUACGGGAACUCCGUGCCGGUGUGGCCGGGAUUAAUGGAGGCUCUGCAGCAGGACCAGAACGUCGGCGCCGUGUUGCUGAACAUCAAGAUCGACGGGCGCGUCAAAUGGAAGGUAGGCACGUGGUUUUCCGGCAAGUACCACUUGAACGCGAAUUGUCCGGCGUACAUUAAAUUCGGCGGCGCCAAUACCGGGAGUCCCUUUGGACCGGUAAUGAAGUUCACGUUGGCGCAAGUUUGCAGUGUGGACGUUUAAUCCACACUAAUCAUCAUUUCCUGUUAAUUAGUACGUUCCUUGCUAUCUAAUCCGCAUUAGCCUUUUGUUU
Molecule: messenger RNA, 910 nt
Organism: Corylus avellana
Lineage: Eukaryota; Viridiplantae; Streptophyta; Magnoliopsida; Fagales; Betulaceae
Product: NDR1/HIN1-like protein 1
Biological process (GO): defense response to other organism
Cellular component (GO): plasma membrane; plasmodesma
Source: RefSeq, a predicted model, not a curated record